UCAGCCGAUGCGCGGAGCAAGGGGCUCCCCCGGGGGGGGGCCAAGCCAGGCGCCCCCCGCCCCCCGGGGCACGUGCUCCGCUCCCCGCCCCGCAGCGCAGCGCAGCGCAGCGCAGCCCCGCGGCCGCAGUCAGCACAAAGGGGAGGAAACGCCGGACCCUCCGCGAGCAGCCGCGCUCCUCCCCCGCCCCCGAUCACAUGGUGACCCCGGGCAGCCAAUGCAAGGGGCGCUAGGACCCGGGGGGACCCGGCCCGGCUCGCCGCGUUAUAAAUGCCUCUCCAAAAUGCGGCGCAGCUCCUUGCUCGCCCGCCCGCCCGCGCCGCCCCGCUCCUCCGCGCUCCUCCGCCGCCCGCCGCGGGGCUCCGUGCGCCCUGACCCCCCGCGCCGCCGCCCCGCGCCCCGCGCCCGGCCCGUUGCAUGCAUUGUCUGUCUCCCAGGAUGGUUUGCGAGACCAAGAUCGUGGCGGAGGAUCACGACGCGCUGCCGGCAGCCAAGAAAGACGCGGUCCUUGUCUCUUCCUCGCAGAUGUGGCCCUCGCUGGCGGGCGCGGCGCCGCCGGCCGAGCUGGGCAAGGACGGCGCGUACAUCCGCGAGAUCCAGCCCGGCGAGCAGGCGGCGGCGCGGCGCAUCUUCUACGAGGGCAUCAUGGAGCGGAUCCCCAACACGGCCUUCAGGGGCUUGAAGAGCCAGCCCCUCGCCCAGCUGCUCUACGGGCUGCUGGCCGUAAUAUGCUUUGUUGUGACCAAGUCCUUGCUGCUGACCUGCUGUUUGCCCAUCUUUCUAAUGGGUAUGAGGUACUACUUCAGUAGAAAAGUUAUCCUCAACUAUCUCGAUUGUGCGCUGCAUACGGACAUGUCUGAUAUUGAGCAAUAUUACAUGAAACCACCAGGCUCCUGCUUCUGGGUGGCCGUGCUGGAUGGAAACGUGGUUGGAAUUGUGGCUGCGAGAGGCAACGAGGAAGACAACACGCUGGAGCUGCGCCGCAUGUCUGUAGACUCCAAAUACCGCGGCAAAGGGAUUGCCAAAGCCCUGGGCCGCAAAGUGCUGGAGUUUGCCAUGCUCAACAACUACUCUUCUGUCGUACUGGGAACCACGGCUGUGAAGGUGGCAGCCCACAAGCUGUAUGAGUCCUUGGGGUUCAAACACGUGGGCAUCGUUGAACACUACACCCUUCCUGGGAUGACACAUUCCUUACUAGAGAGAGUGUUUUUCCAGCUUCGCUACCACCGCUACCGCCUGCAGCUGCGUGAAGAAUAAAAACAAAACCGCAAAAAUAUUUUCCUCCUCCCCCCUCCAAAACAAAACCGACCUUGUGGUUUUAUUUUUUUUUUUUUGUCACUUUUUUUUUUUGCCAGUUUUGUUCAUUUUGUUCCCUCAUUUCAUUUUUAAUUUGCUUUGUACAGCUUGAUUGUACAAAAUAAGGAUCCUUCCUCGCAUGCUGUAGGGUGGUGGUGCUGAUGCUGGAAGUACUGCUCUCCUAAUGCAUACCCUGUUCAUGACCUGGCAGGUCAGAGUGAACCUACAGCCUAUUGUUCCAAUCCUACCCAGGUACCUACAUAAAGCACAGAAACUUAAAUACAUAACCGUACCCCUGGUCUGGUGUACAGUUUUUGGUUUUUGUGGGUUUUUUUUUUCUUUUCCAAUAUAAGAUAACGUAGUGAUGGCAUUCAUGCUAGUGCAGAAAUAUUACUUGAAUGCAUUUCUGAGUAUUUCACGCACCAGUACGUAGAAUAGGUAUUCAUCUUCCCGUAAAUUAUCAGUUAAUAGUUUUCAAAGAAAAUGUGAAAAAUAAAACAACCCGCUUGCUACAAUGCAUGAAGAGGAAGUGUGUGCACGCACUCAAACACAUGGCACUGCCAACAAGGCACUGGUGUUGCACUUUUUUGGAUGUGCCUCAUGCUGCCAAAUGUCUGAAAGAACCUUGGUGCAUCCAAUAACCAUGACUUUUUCUCCAUUCUCAUUCUCCUUCCUAAGCCAGCAAACAGACUUGACCCAUCUGAACUCUGAGCCCCAUUGUAACAUAUUAUGAAGUAAGAUCAAACCUAAAUAUCUCCUGCGCUGUUCUAUAUCCGUGCAUCACCUGCAGUCCUGGGCCAGACUUCCGCAUGUGCAUUGGAGUUUCUCUUUGCUGCCUUCUGGUUUAUUUUUUUUUUUAUUUUUUUUUUUAAAUUAAUGUUUUGUUUUGUUUUAUUUUUUAGUUUUGGCUUUUGCUGAAUGGUGUCAUUGAAGCAUAAUGGAGGCUGCAGUUCCUAUGGCAACACAUUUGCACAUUAAUGUGCCCACCAAUUCUGAACACUUCAGAAAAGCAAUGUGCGACAGAUAAUUGCAUUUUGGGAACAUGGGGUGGGGGGGACACAUACAUAUUAUCUUAACCAGCUGCUUGUUCGAUAAACAUAGAUGGCCUCACUGCAGCCUUCCAUAAAAAAUAAUUAGCUGCUUUAAUGAUGUCACAUUUGUGAAUUGUACAAUGCAAAAAGCAAUGCAAAGCAGAUUUGGCAUGUGUCUGUACCUAGUAUGUAUGUACAGUGCCUGCCAACAAAUGAAUAACCAAGACUACAGCUUCUUCUAGCCUGAAAUAUCAAUUUUUAUAACUUAUUUAAACAAAUAGCAACUUUGCAUGAAUUGUCUCGGCGGGGGUUGGGGGGGGGGGACGCAGUAGGUUAUUUCUAAAAUGUGUUAUCAGAAAUAUACAGAUCAUUUCUGGCUGCACUUAACUCGGGGGUGGAUGGAAGGUUUCAGCUAUCUUAUUCAAUUUAAAGGGAAACCCCCUUUCACUUAGUUCCUGGAAAAAAUGUUACCGUUCUAUGAAGUAUAAUGCGCAUGGAAAAAAUGUAUCACGAUGAAAUCAACAAGGGAGAGACCUAUGUUAAUCACGCUUGUACUUAGAAAUACAAUAGAAGCAUCUAGGUGGAAAGGAGAGUUUCAGGGAGGAGGGGAGUGUUAAUGCAGGAGCAAAUGUUAUUUUCCAAACAGAUUUUGGAAUCCAAUGAAUGGGGAAUCAUAGAAAAUGAAAGUAGGAGCACUUAAACAGCUUGACAGGCGGAAGAUGAGACGCAUGUAAGUAAUACUGUAGUGUUGAAACCAAAAAAACCCCCUCUCCCUUUGUUUCCAGCUGAGAGUGUUUCCAGCACUGAGAUUUACCAGCGUGAAGGCCUGGAGGACAGUCGCUUGUGACCGGCUGGCACUGCUCCAUGCCAUACCGUCACAAUUCUGCCUGUACAGGGGCGCCCGGGAAAGUUGAGACAGAUCAACCAGAAGUGUGCAAGUGUUUUCCUUGACUCCUGAAUGAGAGCAUCCAUGCGCUCUGCGGCGCGUCGGAGGCUGGAUCGGGUGAGAAUUAGCAGUGCGCUGGCCGCCCCAUGCUCACUCCCUGUCUGGGCGCUGUUCAGCGGCAGCAAGUGGAAGGCAGCUGACUUGACUUUAAAAGUGGAGCAAGCUGCCGGACUCAGUGCAAUGAAUGGGCCUGCAUGGGGCAUAGCCAGCACCUUGCAAAUUGUCACUCAGCCUUACGUGGCAGUAAUUUCAUCACGUAGAUAAGCCCCUGUGCAUGCUGACUGCACACUGUUGGCUUGUUUGCCUUCACUUGUCCGCGCGUCACCAUGUAAACAGGCCCUCCUCCUACCAGAGUGAGUGUCUUUGAGAACUCUGAUUUACCAGCAGCAUCUCUGCAGGUCUCCUUUCAGCAGGGGAAAAAGCCUGUACUUGCUUAGCAAACGUUAAUGAGAGGAGGAGGGCAGUCUUCCUGGGAGAGCAAUUGCGGAGCUGCUGAAAGGAUGUGGGCUCCAAUCUCCAGAGCCCAGCCCUUUCACCUGAGCUGGAAGGGAGGAAAAAAGAAAUCGCAGCCUCCUUCUCCCAUGCAAUCCCAGAACAAGAAGUGAGGUCAAGGCAAUAAAUGCAGGCACAGCCUUAUCAGAGCAAUCUGAAAAAAUAUUCUGUUGAUCAGUUCACCCUCUCAGUGCUGGAUUGCUGCCUGUCUCAGUCUCUACCAUGCACAAAGCAGCAGUGUCCUGUGAUAUAUUGGCCCAGCAAUAAAGGGAGAAAAUUGAGAAUGGAGGGCACUCUUUCAAGAAACCAUGAGUAAUGAACAAUAUUUCUUUGUGGGCACUAUAUUUUUUAAAGUCUUUCUAUGCUGAACAUUUCUCCAGAAGCCAAAAUAUAUACUGUUGGUAGGGGUUUUUGUAUAGUGUACAGAAAUUGGCAUAAUAUUUUCUUGCUGCUUCAAGUGAUUUAUUAGGUGGAGUAAAAUCGACACAUACAAAGUGUUAGCAAAAGUGAAAGAAAAGAACAAAACAGUUUGUGCCUUUUUAGUUUAUUUUUUCUGUUGCUGUAUAGUUGCUGCACUAAACCUUUUCCAGAAAAUAAAAAUAACUAAUCUCUUAACAAAGGGGGAAAUACAUGAAGCUGAAACCAAGCGCUUAAUUUUUUUAUUGGGGUAUUUAAUUAAAAGAAUGUUGCUGGUUUUAUUUGAUACUUGUGCCUUUGUAGUAUGCCUCAUUCAUACCGAUGAGAUAAGCCAAAACAGGUACAAAAACCAUUAUAUCCCAGAGCCAGACGCACUGGUAUGUCACCACCACUUCCAAAGCUGGUUAAAAUGUAACCGAUGGGUUAGGACUGCAUCUCUGAUCAUGACACCUUGGGAGCUGCAUAAAAGAGGGGUGUUGCUAUAACAUGCAGCUUGCAAAGUGCUAUGGUAUCUCUAUACUUCUAAGUGCAUGGGGGGGCAUAGCAAUCAAGAUGCUGCCACUCAGACAUUUGUUGCUGUGUGAAUUUGUCUUUACUGCCUUUGUGAUUUCUCUCCUGCUCUGUGACAAGUGUGCUUGGAAAAUUCAGUUUGGUCAUCAUACCAGGAACCCCAGCUGCCUGUCUUUUUCCUCAAGUGUAAUCUCCUAAAGGAAGGACAUACUGUUAAAUUUUUUCAUCUUUUUUUUUCCUCAGUGGUGACAGCAGAUGAGUUAGAGCUCUACUAACCUGAGCUUCGUCCUAGGCUAUCGUGGUUGGACAUCUCCCACUUGUACUAGCUCCAGUGAGAAUACUGAUGUAGACCAGGCUCAGGCAUUUUUACUGCUGUUGGCUGGAUUUGCUGAGAGUUGGAUUAGACGCUUCCAUGGCUAAAAAAUACCUGAGCCUCCUGCUGCUUCUUAGUUGUUGGAUUUGUUCUGGUGGGAAAUUUUGCAAAGCCUGUUUAUGUUGGUACAGGCUUGAAGGUGGAUCAUCCUUGGUUGUUCUGUAGAACAUGCUUGUCCUUCCUGUGAGGGAGCCCAGGCUCAAGCUGCGCUGUCUUCUAGUCUGGCUAUGCUGCAGGCUGCAAGAUCACGUAGAGAAACCCAGCUAAGUUUAAAUGAGCGGACUAGGAGCACUCUAGCCUGGCUGGUGCAGAGUUCAGCCCAGCACUCAUGGUGGGGCAGUUUAGCCCCCAUAGAGCCGGGUGUUGCCGUGGCCAGAUUGGUUCUGCUCUCAGUACUGGUUCAUUCAUAACUAGCUUGGGCAUCUCCGCACUGCAUUGCAGUCUGCAGUGUAGGCAAUUCCUGAGUCUGUGUAGGCAGGGCAAGCUGAAGGGUUUUUCCAUUUUGUCCAUCCAUCGCCUCUAUUUUACCUAUGUACAUAGCUCUGCAAAAGGCUUCCACAUGUCCUCUCUCUGCACAAGUCCUGGAACUCCUCCGAUGUGCAACUUCCCAGCAGCGACAGGACCCAGCUUUGCUGUCUAUCUGUCCUUUGCUGCUUCUGGACCUCCUGCUGCUUCUGGACAGAGACUGCUGAAAGGACCACGCAAGUCCCGGCAGCAGGUACUUCAGCACUGGCACAGAAGUGCAUGGAGGGCAGUACGAAGAGCUCAGGGACACUCCAUUUGAAGGCGACGAGCAGAAGAGCUGCUAGAGGAUCUUCCCAGCGGUCCUCUGCAGCUCUGGUAGGAAGGCCAAAUAUGUAUGAAAUAAGGAACGAUGUUAAAGAUGAACUGAGCCAUUCUCUCUGUCUGUUGCCAUUCCCUGUGCUGAGUUUGGGGCUUUGGGUGGCACCGAGGGACUGGCAGUUGCGUGACCCUGUACACAAGUUCCAGACUGCCAGCCCCAUGUGGGAAUGCUGGGAUUCUUGUGACAAGAGUUGGGAUUUUCAUUUGUAAUUUGGUUAAUUGGAUGGCUGGUGGAACUACAUCCAGCUGAGCUGGAGCUGUGUGGUUUGACUGGCAGGAGACCUUUCAGCUACAGGACUGGCAUCUGCAAACAAAUGAGUCCUCCCUAGUCCCUACCCACAUCUGCCCUGGCAGCUUCCUAGCUAAUACGUUCUAUGUCCAUGCUUCUUUUUCACUGAUUUGUUGGUCUUUAAAAUAGAGUUUCCCUGCCUGAGCCCUUAUCUUGCAGCGAGCUCCACUUAGGUGAAUACCUGGAUGGAGCUGACUGGGAUCAGUGCUGCGGCACCCCCUGCCCUGCUCCCCAACAGAGCCAGGGCCUCUGAUCUUUUCUUCCAGGUUUUUAAGAGGAAACAGGAAACAUUUCAGUUAUGAGUCAAGGCUCAACCUUGUUCAUGGCCCAGGUCUCCCUGGGCACCACCUGUACUGUCCUCUGUGAAGCUAGUAAGAGUUGUGUGCGCACAUCUGUGAGAACCAGGUCCUUGGGGCCUGCUGAUGCCACCAUGCACCUUUGAUCAGUUAUCCCAGGUUUUAGGUUGGCUCUGUAGUGCUCUUGGCCUUGCUUAGUAAUGCUCAAUGGCUAAAGCAGUUAGGAACAGGGUUUCAGACUUUAGUGAGGCCUCUUGAACUAGUGGUUGCCACAAAUUCAUGCCUUGGUUUCUCUGAUGAAGUGCUCUGCACCUGCAGACAGCUUAGAAAUGGCAGCUGUAAUUCACCUCCACUUUGAAGUGCGCUCCACAGUGCUGUGCCAUUGGCAUGUUCCAAACACUGCAUGGAGAGAAAUGGCACUGGGCUUUGCUUGGGUCCUGUUGCUACAGGGUGUGGACAAUAUGUUUCAGUACCUCUUUAGCACUUCCCAGGUCUCUACCUGCAUGCAAGACUGUGAUCCCUUCUGGGUGCAGUCCUACAUAUGGUGUCAGUAGAGGAAGCUCCACCUGACUUAAAGAAUGCCAACAUUGUGACUAUCUUCAAGAAAGGGGACAAGUCGGUGUGUGGGAACUACCAAGGCAUUGCCUUCCUCUCUGUUGCCCGGAAAAGUCUUAGUCCCAUCCUUCUGAAUCUCCUCCUCUGCCUUGCCGAAGAUGUCCUUCCAGAAUCCCAGCGUGGCUUUAAACCAUCAUGGGUACCACCAACAUGAUUUUUGUUGCACAACAGAUCCAGGAGAAGUGUAGAGAGCAACACCAAGAGGUGCUUAUGGCAUUCAUUGGCCUAACCAAGGCCUUCGACUCCAUCAAUUGUGAAACCUUAUGGAAGUUGCUGGAUAGGUUUGGUUGUCUGUUGACGUUCAUCAGUGUCCUCAGGCUACUCCAUGAUGGGAUGACCACCACAGUCCUCUGCAGUGGAUCAGAGAUGGACCAAUUUACCAUUUGUACUGGUGUCAAGCAGGGCUGUCAUCACCUCAACCUUUUUCUCCAUCUAUCUUGCUGCAAUUUUGAAUCUCAUCCAUGACUGCCUUCCUCCCAGAAUUGGGGUGGAGUAUCAAAUGGACAGUCAGCUUUCCAGCCUGCAGUGCCUCCGCAGCAAAAUGAAAGUGGCAUCACCGACCUUCAGUAUGUUGACGACUGUGUUAUCCUCGCACACGCUGCGGCCAAUCUGCACUCCACCCUUGACCUUUUUUUAGGUGCCUGCCAUAGCCUGGGACUCUCCCUUACUAUUAGGAAGACCAAGGUGCUCCAUCAGCCUGCCCCAGCACAAGCUUCCCCCCCUCUCCCCACAAAUUACCAUUGGUGGAGAACCCCUGGAAAGCGCCAAGCAUUUCCUAUACCUUGGCAGCCACCUCUCCCAGUCAGUCUUGAUGUAGAAAUCAAAUCUAGGAUUUGCUGUGCCAGCAUAUCCUUUGGAAAGCUGCUUUGCCAUGUCUUUGCUCACUGAGAUCUACAGAUAGAAGCUAAGAACCUGGUCUGCAAUGCAGUGAUAAUCCCUAUGCUCCUAUGGGUGUGAGAUGUGGGUGACAUAUCGGAGCCACUUUAAGCACCUGGAAUGGUUCCACCAACGCUGCCUCAGGAAGAGCCUUCAAUUUGAUGGGAAGACCUCUGCUCAAAUGCCAGCAUCCUCUUUGCACCUAAUAUAACCAGCAGUGAGGCAAAGAUCAAGAAACAACAAUUCUGCUGAGCUGGCCACAGUGCGGAUGCCGACACUCGUCUCCCAAAGCAAGUCCUCUUCUCUCAACUCAGCCAUGGUAAGAGGACCCGCAGAGGACAGAGGAAGAAUUACAAGGACACCCUGAAAGCAUAACUUAAGAAGGGUGGCAUCAGCCUUACAAACUGGAAGUGCUGGCUGGUAACGGGUCUCAAUGGCACUGCACCAUACAUCGAAGCCGAGAAAUGGUAGAGGAAGAAGCAAAGUGCACAAUAUCUUGGCCAACAGCUGUGCCCUCCAGCCACCCCCCAAAGCACCACCUGUCAUAUCUGUGGAAAAACUUGCAGAGCACGGAUUGGACUCUUCAGCCAUCUUAAAAUGCACCAAUAAUUUCCCCCAACUCCCGCAGCAGACAUCAUCCUCGUAUCGAGGGACAGCCGAAGAAUGUGUUUCAAUACCUCUUUAGCACUUCCCAGGUUUCUACCUGCACACAAGACUGUGAGCCCAUCUGGGUGCAGUCCUAUGUACAGUGUCAGUAGGUUUGACACUGUCUCCUUUCUGUACAUCUGUGAUAUGAAACUUGUUUUAACUGGGAAUAAAUUUUCCUUCCAAGAAUCAAGUUUGUGAAUAAUCUGCAGAGCCUCCUCAAUUGACUUUUUUAAAAUUGCUAAUUGGAAAAUACACGUCAGUUGAUUACUUAAAGAUGCAUGGUUUUAAAAUAAGUAUGUGUGUAACAACCUGGAAUUCAGUGUAGAAUAAUAGAAAAUGAGGGCUCAGGAGCUCAUCUAGCUCAAAGCCGCACCAUCCCCAACUAGAUCAUUCCAGCCAGGGCUUCAAGCUAGACUUUAAAAAUCUCCCACCUCUCUGGGUUACCCUGUUCCAGUGCUUCACCACCCUCUUGGUUGGGAUGUUUUUCCUAAUAUCUAAACUUCCCUUGCUGCAACUUGAGGCCAUUGCUCCUUGUUCUGUCUUCUGCCAUCACUGAGAACAGUGUAGCCGAACCUUGUCCAGAGCCGAAUGGUUUUUGAUUGGUAGUUUGUACAGGUACAGGAUGAAGCUGUUUUUAAGAAGCACUUGUUUGAAACAAAAACAUGAAUGUACCAAAAUGUGAAAUGUAAAAUAUUGUAAUGACAGUUGAUGCACCUGGGAUCUGAAAGGGUAACAGCAUUGACUUUAUUUGUGCUAAACUCUACAUAAAAACAGUGUGCGAACUGUACUGCAUCAGUGUCAAUUUGCUGCAAAAAUACUGUAUACUUGAAUCCAAAGUACAACAUAUAGCUAAUUCGUGUGAAACUAGUCCAAUAUUCCUUGAAAGGAGCAACAGACAAACUGCCCUUCAUGUCUGUGCUGCUUUACUAUCUGUAAAGUGGGGGAAAUCAGGUUUCCUUUGGUAAAGUUCUUUGAGAUCUAGAGCGAUUCAACAUGUAUGUGAGGGGCAGGGAUCUUAUAGGGCGCUCAUGAGGUCCAAGCCUAUCCUGGGAAGAAAAUUUUCCUGUUGACUUCAGUGGGAGUGGAAGAUGCUCAGAAGGCAAGAUCAGGCCUUUACAACUUUGGGGGUUUUCAAGAGGAGGUUAGACGAGUAUCUAGCUGGGGUCAUCUAGACCUAGCACUCUUUCCUGCUUAUGCAGGGGGUCGGACUCAAUGAUCUAUUGAGGUCCCUUCCGACCCUAACAUCUAUGAAUCUAUGAACCUCUUCAUACUGCCGCUGUGGCAGUGACAGAGUUGCCAUCGAUGUCAGUGCGAGAAGCAUCAGGCCCCAUCUGAUCGAGAACAAUAUUGUCCAGGAAAGUCGGUUGCUGAGAGGUCUCAGCAAAAUAAAGACUUAACAAAAAAUGAUAACGCUCCUUACUGUUGCCCUUCGCACCACUGAGCCUAAUCAGUGCAUGAUCUCUUCUGCCUUUGAUUUGCCCAGAGCUUAUGGCUGAAAUGCAGAUGAAUAGAUAACAAACCCUCACUGCAAGGGUUUUAGAAUUGCUAAAUACACAAGGGCAAGUGCCAGCUCCAGUUACCUCUGAAUUAACAAUCUACUUUUAAAUUUGCUGUGAGCCUGAUUUCCACUAGAGCCUGGGAUAAUGUUGCUGGUAUGCACUGUUUAAAGUCUAAUAAAGGCAUUCCAGUUCCAAGCUAACUGGAGUCUGUGGUCGCAUACACUUUGCCACCUAAAGAAAAAUGAAUGGAUGUGUCCUAUUAAGUAAGCUUACAAGUGCAAAAGGCUGAAAUCCCCCCCUUUUUUGCCCUCAAGCUAUAUCCACUUGGAACCUUGUGCAGAGAAAUCGAUGCCCUUGUCCUUGUAACCAAAGGGUUUUUACCUCACCCCAGUAAGAGGAUGUGCACGUAGAGAUUAUUUUCCUAGCUUGUGCCAUGGAAAGACUGUUGCCUGAAUGAGCUUUCUAAGCAUCUUUCACCGAAACAAAAGUAAGUGCGAGUGCAAUGUACACAAUGCAGAGUUGAGUUGCAAUAGGCUGUUUGUCACUUAAAACAGUAAGCUAGAAGUCAGUAUUUGGAGUGUGUGAAUUUACUGUUCAGUGUUUGCUUUGUUUUACCUGAUGGUUGGUUUUCAGGGGAGGAAAGAAGUUCUUGUGAAUUGUAAAAGAUGGGAAGUCACUGAAAGCAACAGUGUAACGAAUACAUGAUGCUGCUGUACAUUACUUUAUAAGCAAUGCGUUUGAAUGUGUAAGCAGCUACUGCUGUGUGAGCUUAUCCAAUUUACAGCUAACAUUGUUUCCAAUUUCCUUUAGUCCAAAGCCAAGUUUAAUCAUUUGACUUGUGCUGUGUAUAUUUCUUUUAUUUUACAGUUGGGGUCUAACAAGAGCAUCCCCUGCUUUAUGUGUUGUACUUAUGAUUGUGCUGGGCAAUUAGCUUUAAGCAGUUUGAUGUGCGCUUGCAUUAUUUUAUUAAGGCAAAAGCCUCCUUGAGCCUAACGCUGUUAAGAUGAAAUCACUUCUUUGUAGUGUUGACCAGGUCGUGUGGUAUGCGUUUGCAAAGACUGAAAUGAAUGGGGCUAUAGCUCUUAGCAGACCUGCUAGUGUCUGAGCCAGUGCUCUGUGUACAAGUUAUGGGCUACAAGACUUAACCUGUACCUAAGUGGAAAUUCAGAUUCAUUGUGCAUCGUCACAAUUGUACAAGACUGGUGGGAAAUGAGUCUUGUGCUUUCUGUGCUCAGCUUGGUAGGUACUAUGGGGCUGGACUAGGUGACUCGUAUGUACUGUACUUUGUAAUGGGAAGCAGCUGCAGGUCCUCAAAGAAAUAGUCUCCUAUGAACAUACCUUAAAACAGCAAUAAUAACCACUGCAGAGAAAAUGAGUAUGUCUGGUAGGCAGGAGGAGGGUGGGGAAAGAACUCAUGAAAAUAUGGUUAUGACCCUGCUGGCAAUCAUCAUGUGCUGCUAUUGUUAACCGGGGAACAGAAUUAGUACUAUAAUGGGCCAUUGGGUCUAUGUGACUUGGGUUCAGAUUUGAAGUGAGCUUGUUGAUGCACCCACUUGAAGCCUCUUUAAAUCUCCAAAGUUCAUAUACAGGGCAUUAUCUUUGUAGUAAAAUGCUAUAGAACAAGUUACAGCAAGUCAGGACGGCCCAUCCAGCAGAUAGACGAGAGCACUCUCGAAGUAGCAUGGAAGUAACCAUCUGGUUCUGCAACCUCGUAAUGCAGUGUAAACUAUGGCUGACUCGGCAAUAGCAGAAAAUAGGAUACAUGACUGUACUUUUCCUCUGGCAGCAAACAAUUGGCACUCUUGGAAACAUUUGAAAACUGUCCGCAUGUAUUGAUACAGACCAGUUACCACAGCACGUCAGGACAUGCUAUAUAUGCAAGUUACUCCUCCAUACAUUUAGGCAUUUGAGUUCCAACCUAUAAACUGCUAGUCUCAGUGUAGUGACCACUACUCAACUUCCGUUAGCAGAAUACUGAAACACUACGUCCAGUCAGCUCUUAAAUAAAUGCAGUGUGUCUGCAGGAAGAGUCCAGGGAGGUACUGUAAAUGAAUGACUUGUAGGUACUUAAGUUCUGUUCCUGAUGGCCGCUGUAACUGUGAAAAUUAACCAGACCUGCUGUGAUAAAUUUGGUUAUAUAAGGUUUAUUUGGUUAAUUUUUUAUAAGUGAAAACUGAAAAGAUGAAAGAGAAUUGUAAUAUGAAAGUAACUGCUGUAAAUAAUGUAUGAAUGAAUAAAAUCUAAAACUUA
This is a messenger RNA of Alligator mississippiensis (American alligator), 12381 nucleotides long. It is a transcript of the gene ASPNAT, whose product is annotated as N-acetyltransferase 8 like. Bases 418 to 1257 code for a protein of 279 amino acids. NCBI's taxonomy places the organism in Eukaryota, Metazoa, Chordata, Crocodylia, Alligatoridae. The transcript has 3 exons. The record is from RefSeq and is a predicted model, not a curated record. Gene Ontology annotation, molecular function: L-aspartate N-acetyltransferase activity. Gene Ontology annotation, cellular component: mitochondrial membrane.